Molecule: messenger RNA, 2640 nt
Organism: Dothidotthia symphoricarpi CBS 119687
Lineage: Eukaryota; Fungi; Ascomycota; Dothideomycetes; Pleosporales; Dothidotthiaceae
Product: nucleotide-diphospho-sugar transferase
Exons: 4
Coding region: 409-2541 (710 amino acids)
Biological process (GO): biosynthetic process
Cellular component (GO): eukaryotic translation initiation factor 2B complex
Molecular function (GO): translation initiation factor activity; guanyl-nucleotide exchange factor activity; translation initiation factor binding
Source: RefSeq, a predicted model, not a curated record
CGUCUCCCUAAUGCGUCUUGCACUUCCAAGUCAUUAAUUUGGCUUUAGAGUCACCUUCUGGUCAGCAAUUUGCAAGAAUCUAGUAUCUUGAGGUGAGGAAUGUCGUCGCAAUAAGCUCUUUCCCAGCAGAGGCUGUUCCUGGAAUCUAGACCGUCAUGGCCGGGUGAAAGCGCACAGACAGGACCAGAUGCCCAUGCACCUUGGAGGGCUGCGCCUUCCCGCGGAGCCUCCCCACAAACCGGUAUGUCGUUUCCCGGUGUUGUGGUUCUGUGUGGUCCCUGUCGUGAGUCAGACCAUUGGGGGAUUUUCCUGAGUCUGUGAGGCUGCUCGGCAAUUCUUCCCCCACCACCUUCUAGAUCUCGACCACGCGUCACACAAUAUUGCGCGACAAAAAAUAUUACUGACAAGAUGCCGCCAAAAGGAAAGAAGGGCCAAGAGAAGGGGAAAUCGGGCGAGGAGGAGCGCGAGGACCCACUUCAGGCAGUGAUACUCGCAGAUCCGUUCGAAACGCGCUUCAGUCCCUUCACACUCGAGCGACCAAGGUGUCUGCUGCCCCUCGCGAAUACCCCGCUUAUCGAAUACACGUUCGAAUUUCUAGCCAACGCCGGCGUCGAAGAAGUCUUCGUGUACUGCGGCGCACAUAGAGAACAGGUCGAGGACUAUAUCAACCAGUCAAUAUGGUCUGCGCGGUCGUCGCCUUUCUCCAAGUUGGAGAUUAUCCAGUCGACAUCACACUCCAUUGGCGAUGCGAUGCGGGAUCUGGAUAGCAAGAACUUGCUGGUUGGCGACUUCCUGCUGGUGUAUGGGGAUGUAGUCAGCAACUUACCGCUGGAAGGUGCGCUCGCUGCGCAUAGAGCGCGCAAGGCAAAAGACAAGAACGCGAUCAUGACGAUGGUGCUGCGCGAGGCGGGAACAAACCACAGGUCGAAGGCUAGAGGGGCAAGUCCAGUCUUUGUGAUUGAUCCCACAAAGGAUAGGUGUCUGCACUUUGAGCAGAUGCCAAAUCGGGACCAGACACAUUUCCUGUCCAUUGAUCCAGAGUUGCUGUCAGAGCAUCAGGAGCUCGAGGUACGGCAGGAUUUGAUCGACUGCGGAAUCGAUAUCUGUACACCCGAUGUGCUGGCACUGUGGAGCGACAACUUCGACUUCCAGGCACCCAGGAAAGGCUUCCUACACAGCGUGUUGAAGGACUACGAACUCAACGGCAAAACCUUCCACACCCACAUCAUCUCAGAUCACUACGCAGCACGAGUAAGGAACCUCCACCAAUACGACUCGGUGAGCAAAGACAUUGUGUCACGCUGGGCAUAUCCGUUAUGUCCCGAUAGCAAUCUCGUCCAAGGACAGUCGUACCGGUUACAGAAGGGCAACAUCUAUAAGGAGGAGGGCGUUAUUCUGGCACGCGACUGCGUCAUCAACUCAAAAUCAGUUAUCGGGAGAGGAACAAGCAUCGGUGACGGUAGCGUAAUCACCAACAGUAUUAUCGGUAGGCAUUGUCAGAUUGGUCGAAAUGUCCGAAUUGAUGGCGCCUAUCUCUGGAACUAUGCCAGCAUUGGCGAUGGCAGCACCGUAACACGAUCUGUCGUUGCAAAUGAGGCUUCGAUAGGGCGGAAGUGCAUCAUCGAACCGGGUGCGCUCAUAUCAUACGGAGUAGCCAUUGGAGACGGCCAGACUAUCCGAGGCGAAUCUAGAAUCACAAGAGCGAAACGGAGGCGAGAGCACGGCGACGACUUGUUCAGGGGAGAACCGGAUGUUGAAGUCGUUGGAAAAGGAGGCGAUGGCUUCGAAUUCCAGGAUUCCGACGAGGAAGACGAGGAUGAGGUCUUGGAUGGUCUUGUCUCAACAGGUUCAAUGUACAACGUCGCAAACGCCAACAUCUCCCAGGAAUCGAUAUCGACCUUAAACUCUGAGUCAGAAGUCGACUACUUCGUGGCACGGCAUGACAGAUCAGCAGCAAGCAGUUUCCUGUCCACUGGCUCCCAAGAUAGUCAACAUGCAGCAAACUUUGACCACGACGCGUCAGCAAGUAUCUACGAUUCCCUUGUCGAAGGCCACGAAUCCGCCAACAUUCAGCUCGAACUCACAGCUCUCCGCAUGAGCACCAACGCAUCAGACCACCAAGUCCGUCGCGCAGUCGUCACCUCGUUUGUAAAGCGUAUCUCGCAGCUCAUCAAGUCUGGGGAAUCUACCAAGAACGCCAUAGCUCAGGUUUUUGGCACACACAAGGAGCUCAUUGACCGUGCUAUCUUCGACAAAAGCCAGACAGACAAGCCAGACCAGGUUGACUUUAUGAUCUUACUACAGACGGAACUAAGCCAAAAGGAGAACGGUGACACAAUAUUGUUGACGGCAGCUACAAAGUUGGUCGAGUUGGAUGCUGUGGAGGAGGAGGGAAUGGUUCAGUGGUGGGAAGAUGAGAAGAGCGUUGAGGGAGAUGAGAUGAAGAAGGUGAGGGAGAAGACGGGGAGCCUGAUUGAGUUUUUGCAGCUGGAGAGUGAGAGUGAGGAAGAGAGUGAAGAGGACGACGAGGACGACGAGUGAUGGAUUGUAUGGUUGAUGAUACGAGAUUAUGACAAAACACGAGACUACAGGCUGCCCCAACUGAGACCAAUACGGUUCUAUGAUGUGAUACUUUUUACU